Messenger RNA from Vicia villosa (hairy vetch), 1632 nucleotides. Its product is annotated as 1-aminocyclopropane-1-carboxylate oxidase homolog 6-like. The record is from RefSeq and is a predicted model, not a curated record. The annotation marks the transcript as partial. The transcript has a single exon. NCBI's taxonomy places the organism in Eukaryota, Viridiplantae, Streptophyta, Magnoliopsida, Fabales, Fabaceae.
AAACUAUUCUUCACAGCUUCCACACAUUUUUCACUCCAAGACCAUACUACCAAAAGAAAAACUAACACGGAGUGUACUGAAAGCAAGUUCAAAUUGAACUCUGAUAAUAGGAUGCAUGAUCUCAAAGCUUUUGAUGAAACAAAAGCUGGUGUCAAAGGCCUUGUUGAUGAAGGUGUUGUCAAAAUCCCAACCCUAUUUCAUCACCCACCUGAUAAGUUCUCAAACUCCACAAGUUUAACUAACACAGAACACAUCAUUCCUGUUAUAGACUUUACAACUACAAGGCAAGAUAUUAUAAACAAAAUAAAGGAAGCUUCUGAGACAUGGGGUUUCUUUCAAGUGAUUAAUCAUGGCAUCCCUUUGAAUGUUCUCGAGGAAAUGAAAGACGGUGUGGUUAGAUUCUUUGAACAAGAUACUGAAGUCAAGAAAAAGAUGUAUACUAGAGAUCAAACAAAACCGUUUGUUUACAAUAGUAAUUUUGAUAUGUAUAGUUCACCAGCACUUAAGUGGAGGGAUACUUUCGUAUGUAACGUUGUUCCUAAUUCUCCAAGACCAGAAGAUUUUCCUCUAGUAUGCAGGUGAGCUCUUGUUUGUGAUUUACUUCCUGAAAUUAUGAUAGUCAGUUAAUAUUCAAACACAAUCCCACAUAAUAUGAAAUCAUAUUAUAUGGAAUCCCUUACCCUAUGUAAUUAUAUUAAAUAAGGAAAACAAUGUCCCUAUAAUUUAUCAUGCCAACUCACGACAACACUCCCUCUCAAGUUGGUGCGUAUAUGUCUCCAAUGCCCAACUUGUUGAGUGAGUUAUGAAAAUCCCUUCCAGCUACAGCCUUUGUGAGUAUAUCUGCCAAUUGGUCUCCAGACUUGACAAAUGGAAACUGCACUAUCUUUGCCUUAAGUUUUUGUUUGAUAAAAUGACGGUCCACUUCGACAUGCUUUGUACGGUCAUGUUGAACUGAGUUUUGGGAAAUAGCAAUGGUUGCUUCUUGUCGCAAAAUAAAUUCAUCACUGAAAUAGGUGGAAAGCCGACCUCUGUAAGCAAUUUCUUUAGCCAAAUAAGUUCACACAACCCUUUGGCCAUACCUCUAAAUUCAGAUUCUGCACUGGAUAAUGCUACUACUUUUUGCUUUUUACUUCUCCAUGUGACUAGAUUCCCACCAACAAAGGUAAAAUAACCUGACGUAGAUCUCCUAUCAGUUGCACUCCCUGCCCAGUCAGCAUCGGUAUAUCCAUUGACCUCCAAGUGAUUAUUUUUAGAGAACAUAAGUCCAUUCCCAGGAGCUGAUUUCAAAUACCGGAUGAUUCGCAUUACUGCAUCCAUAUGAUCUUCACUUGGACAAUGCAUAAAUUGACUCACCAUACUCACUGCAUAGGCGAUAUCCGGUCGUGUGUGUGACAAAUAAAUCAAUUUACCAACUAACCUUUGAUAUCUCUCCUUAUUAGUGGGUUUUUGGUCUGGGUAUUCUCCUAAAUGGUGGUUCUGAACAAUAGGAGUGUCAGCAGGCUUACAAUCAAGCAUGCCAAUUUCUGAAAGCAAAUCUAAUACGUAUUUUCUUUGGGAUAGAAAUAUUCCUCGUUUUGAUCUAGCCACCUCUAUUCCAAGAAAAUAUUUGAGUCCUCCAAGGUUUUUCAUCUC